Zophobas morio is the source of this 1502-nucleotide messenger RNA. Its product is annotated as RE1-silencing transcription factor B-like. The transcript has 2 exons. Gene Ontology annotation, molecular function: DNA-binding transcription factor activity, RNA polymerase II-specific; RNA polymerase II transcription regulatory region sequence-specific DNA binding. Bases 219 to 1388 code for a protein of 389 amino acids. Gene Ontology annotation, biological process: regulation of transcription by RNA polymerase II. The record is from RefSeq and is a predicted model, not a curated record. Lineage: Eukaryota; Metazoa; Arthropoda; Insecta; Coleoptera; Tenebrionidae.
AUAACAAAUGACAGCUGACAGUGACAGUUGAGUGAGAGAUUAAUGACAGGACAACCACGUGAGUUAGUCACGUGACAACUGACAACAAUUUGAUCAGCUAACCUCAACAAUAUUCAACAAAUUUUACAAAACAAAUACGUAACGUAUCAUGUAAUGUCAUGUUGUAGAUAUUUGUAUUUUAUUGAAUUUGCGAUCGAAUAUUUCAAAAAAAAAAAAAAAUGCUAGGAAACAAGGACACAGAAAGUAUAACAAAAAAGUAUGCACCUUGCACCGUUAACGUUAAUUCUGAAUAUCCCUGCACACUAACUGGUAAUCAUUUCUACCAAAAUUCUGCUUUAGAAUCAGUAACAUUUAACUGUGCAACAGACAGCCUGGAAAUGUACCAGUGCAAAGGUUGUAAGUACCAAACAAAUUUUGUGGCAUUUAUAAAUGAUCAUAUCCAAGACGUCCACUGCGAAAACCUCGGACUAACAGAAUAUUUCUCAAAAAUAGACUGCCUACUCAGAAGUUACACUUGCAGAAGUUGCUACUUUAAAACAUACUCGAUGUUAUUUUGGCUCCAACAUAUCAGAACUAAAUGUGAUACUCCAAUUCUCACACAAACACCUUCUUUACGUGUCAAAGCCAUAAAACACUUCGAAUGUACAUUUUGUUCAUUCACAACUAAACGCAAAAAUUACUUAAAAACCCACAUCUUUGUAAAACAUACAUCAGACGAGAAUGUAAUGUGGCGCAGUUGUAUUUACUGCCUCUUUAAAACAAAACUGGAAGUAGUGCUGAAAAAACACAUCCACUAUCAACACGAAAUAUUCUCAGCCUCAAGUCAGUGGUUUAAAUGUGAUCAGUGCGCCUACAAAGCGAAACAAAAGGGUACUCUCAACAGACACUACACAGCAGUGCACACAGCACACGAAAACAUUAAGUGGUUUGAAUGCCAGCGUUGUCCAUACAAAGCCAAACGUAAGUCAGGUUUGAAGGAGCAUUUCAUGACUCAGCAUCUGCCUCAAGAUGAGAUUCAGUGGUUUCGAUGUAAUUUGUGCCCGUAUAAAGCCAAAUGUAAACAGUCAGUGAAAAAACAUCAGUGCCCUAGAAAAACCGAACAGGAUUUCAAGUGGUUUGAUUGUCUUCAGUGCGGUUUUAGGACAAAGUGGAGCCAUGCUCUGACGCGGCAUUUUCAGGUUAAACAUGUGAGGGAUGAGGCGAUCAAGUGGUUUGAAUGUGAUCACUGUGUGUUUAAAACUAAGUUGAAGUCUAAUUUGAAGAAGCACUUGUUGUACAAACAUACAGCGCCUGAAGAUAUUCGAUGGUUUAAGUGCGACGAGUGCUCGUUUAAAGCUAAGCAAAGAGGGAAUUUGAAGCAGCAUCUGCAGCUGAAACACAAACCAUAGAAAUUAGAAUAGGGGGAGAAACAGUUGUUGCAAUAAUUUGUUAAAUUAGAUUAAAAGACACUGUGCAUUUAAUACUAAAAUUUUUUUGUUGUGUUUAUACAAACUGUUUCCAUU